This is a messenger RNA of Megalops cyprinoides (Indo-Pacific tarpon), 2015 nucleotides long. RefSeq lists its product as uncharacterized. The record is from RefSeq and is a predicted model, not a curated record. Gene Ontology annotation, biological process: protein localization to plasma membrane. The transcript is spliced from 7 exons. Bases 261 to 1007 code for a protein of 248 amino acids. NCBI's taxonomy places the organism in Eukaryota, Metazoa, Chordata, Actinopteri, Elopiformes, Megalopidae.
GACAGGCUUGACAGGUACAAGACGGACCGCAGAUUCCUUCGUUUUUGGAAUCUCCCAGCAAAGGAGAGACGAAAGGCCUGGCUGAUGUACUUGUGAGAACAAGAACAAACACCUGCCUAGCCAGAUAAAACAAGCAGCCGCAGGACUACGGGAAGCUUCUUUUCACAGGACCUCUGAAGUUCAAACAACUUGCCAGCAGCACUUGUCUCUCCCCCCCCUCCCAGACCCUGUGUGCCGUCUGAUUCGUCCCUCAUUGAGACAUGAUCUGGGUCAUCAUCCCCAUCGCUCUCGCUUGUGUGUCCUUCUUUGGAUCCUGGGCUGUGUAUGGCCUGGCCUUGAGUUACAAUCAUGUUUGCUCCCUUAGUAACUGGGACUACAGGAACUCCUGUCAGCUGAAUACUUCAGAGCUGUGCUGCACAGAUGUUAACAUUCCCACGAUAAGCACUAGUGGGACGAAUGCACCAGAAAACUCCCUGUUCACGGCCACCAUAAACGCCGGAUCCUUCUUAUUCAUGGUGUUCUGCAUCCUCCACCAUGCUCAUGUCCUGGAGCGGAACAGCAGCCAAUCCCUGCUCAGCAAGGCUGCCCUGGUGUUCGGUUGCGUGUCUGCCAUCGGGGCCUUCAUGGCUGGGAACUGCAAUCCAAGGUACCUGGUGCUGCUGCACUACCUGGGAGCAGCACUCAGCUUCGUGUGCCUCUGCUUCUACUGCCUGCUGCUCACCGUGCUGACCGGCAAGUGCACACUCACCGGCCUCACGCACAUCCUGUACCCGGCACGUGUGGUCUCAACUUGCGUCCAGAUCUUAGUCACCAUCUGCUACUGCAUCUUAUUUGCCCAGGAGGAGUGGAUGUACAAGCACAUGUCAGCAGUUUUUGAAUGGACCCUCAGCGUCAACCUGGAACUCUUUGAGCUGAGUUUUGUGUUUGAGUUUUACAAUUUCUCAUCAUCCAUGUUGUCUGUCCUGCUGGAGAAGAAGGACGAGGAGAAGUCUCUCAUUCUUUCAUGAGUCCGAGGUGAAGGAUGGGUGUGUAGGAAGCAAGGAGAAUAAACUUGAUCCUGAUUUUUCACUGGCGCCAUGUGCAUUAGCUAUGAGUGCAUUUUUAAAGCACUUUUUUUUUAGGAUUUAUAUACUUCUGUUGUUAACCCUCCUGAGAGGAAUGUAUCCAAUGCCAGUCUUUGAAUUUCAUCUCAUCUCAUCUAGGACCUUUGGGAAUCUUUGGGAAAGAAGAACUUAACUGUAACUAAUCAGUUUUGGAUCAGGCACUGGCUAAAAUCAAGUCAGCAAUGGACAAAGGUGUUCACUGCUCCUCCAGAAUUUGAAAGCACUAGUUUUGACUUCAACCCUACUUUUUAACAUUACUUUUUAUAAUGAACCAUGAACAGAUUGGGCUUUCCUGACCUGGGUAGAGCUGACUGUAUCCACUGGUGAGCUCAGACACAGAGAGAAUCAUCUUACAGCUAAAACACUUUCUGUUUGUAGCCUGUACUGUGAUAAAAUACACAAAAAGGUUGACGUGAAAAUCCACAGCAUACCAAAUAAGCACUCACCUAACCACUUUCUUCUCUGAAGUUGCUUUAAGUGUGAACAAAAUUUUGGAUAUUGUGAUAAACACAUUGGCUGUAAGUGUUUUUCUUUUUCCUGUUUUUUUUUUUCUCUCAGGCAAAACAAGCUUUGCUACUCUUCUGUCUUCUGCAGCAAUUAGAAUGAUUGCAAGUACUGUACAAGUCAUGAAUUGAUUUCAUGAUUUUUUUUUGUAGGCCUGGCAAAGUUAACCUUACUAACUUAGCAGCCUUUAGCUGACAUGCGCCAUUCACAACCUUUCAUUUUUGCGUAAUUAUGUACUCAUUUUUCUCUGAAAGGAGUUUUUAAAUUCUUGAAAAAUGGGACAUAUGACAACUUUCAUUCCAUUCAAAUCCAGCAGUUUUUUGACACAGCCACAACCAGGGUGCGGUUUCAAUGUAUUGCAGAAGAACAAAUGUUUUCUUUUUUUAUUAAAAAGCAUUUAAAUGUUUU